Ictidomys tridecemlineatus (thirteen-lined ground squirrel) is the source of this 4889-nucleotide messenger RNA. The record is from RefSeq and is a predicted model, not a curated record. NCBI's taxonomy places the organism in Eukaryota, Metazoa, Chordata, Mammalia, Rodentia, Sciuridae.
CUCAGGAUUUUCUCUUGCUGGUUUAAUUAGUUUCCUUUUAUUGCCGAUUGGAGGGGGUUAAAGUCGCCCCGGCCAGGCCACGGGCUAUCAGUCUCUCUAUUGAGAGCUCCCCCCCCUCUUUAAAUACAAGUGAGUUUGGAGAAAAGAAAGAGGGGGAGAGGGGGGCCGAGUCACUUUUUUCAGCACAGGAAAAGGUUCGAAGGGCAUUUUAGACAAGCCAUCUCGCAGCGCCUGGCCGCUCCCGGCCCGGGAGUCCUGCGCGCAUCCCAUUUUACAUGCGACGAUUUCGGGGGUAAAGAGAGCAAGUUUUUCUUCUUGGGCAAAUUGCAGUCUCCCCUUUCCCUUAAAAAAUUCCUCAGCCCGCCUUGUCUUGCAGGCAUCUCGGCAAAGGAAACUUCCUUCGUCCCCAAUUUGGACUUUUUGCUUGUUUGUUUCAAAGUGUCUGGGGCCUGUGUGCACAAGAGUGUUGUUUUAGGUGAGAAUACUUGUCAAACUCUUCUGUAGCGUGGCGCCUUGCUCCCGAAUCAGACGCCGGCAGCCAAACUUGUCCCCUCCUGUAGAGUAGGAAGCAGCCGGGCGCCGGGGCUGCUGGGGGUGCCAGGAAGAACCGAGGUUGGGAUCCACUCCUCUGGCCAUGCUUGCAGCUACCUGUAAUAAGAUCGGCAGCCCCAGCCCGUCUCCCUCCUCCCUCUCGGACAGCACUUCUUCCUUCGGCAAAGGCUUCCACCCUUGGAAAAGAUCCUCAUCCUCUUCUUCCGGCAGCUGCAACGUAGUGGGUUCCAGUCUCUCAAGCUUCGGAGUGUCUGGGGCCUCCAGGAACGGCGGCACGUCUUCGGCUGCCGCGGCGGCCGCGGCGGCGGCGGCGGCGGCCGCGGCCCUGGUGUCCGACUCAUUCAGCUGCGGCGGCUCGCCGGGCUCCAGCGCCUUCUCCCUCACCUCCAGCAGCGCCGCCGCCGCCGCUGCUGCUGCCGCGGCCGCCGCGUCCAGCUCGCCCUUCGCCAACGACUACUCUGUGUUCCAGGCCCCUGGCGUCUCAGGGGGCAGCGGCGGCGGCGGCGGGGGUGGCGGCGGAGGCUCCUCCGCACACUCGCAGGACGGCUCCCACCAACCGGUGUUCAUCUCCAAGGUGCACACCUCGGUGGACGGACUGCAGGGUAUCUACCCGCGCGUGGGCAUGGCGCACCCAUACGAGUCGUGGUUUAAGCCCUCGCACCCCGGCCUGGGGGCCGCGGGCGACGUGGGCUCUGCCGGCGCCUCCAGCUGGUGGGACGUGGGCGCAGGCUGGAUCGACGUGCAGAACCCGAAUGGCGCGGCGGCGCUGCCGGGCUCGCUGCACCCCGCAGCCGGGGGGCUCCAGACCUCGCUGCAUUCACCGCUCGGAGGCUACAACUCGGAUUACUCAGGCCUGAGUCACUCGGCCUUCAGCAGCGGCGCCUCCUCGCACCUGCUCAGCCCCGCGGGGCAGCACCUCAUGGACGGCUUCAAGCCAGUUCUGCCGGGCUCCUACCCGGACUCGGCCCCAUCUCCGCUGGCGGGCGCCGGGAGCUCCAUGCUCAGCGCUGGGCCGUCGGCGCCGCUGGGGGGCUCCCCGCGUUCCUCCGCCCGCCGCUACUCUGGCCGAGCCACUUGCGACUGCCCCAACUGCCAGGAGGCAGAGCGGCUGGGGCCAGCCGGGGCAAGCUUGCGUCGCAAGGGCCUGCACAGUUGCCACAUCCCUGGCUGCGGGAAGGUGUACGGUAAGACGUCGCACCUCAAGGCGCACCUGCGCUGGCACACGGGCGAACGGCCCUUCGUGUGCAACUGGCUCUUCUGCGGUAAGCGCUUCACGCGCUCCGACGAGCUGCAGCGGCACCUGCGGACCCACACCGGCGAGAAGCGCUUCGCCUGCCCGGUCUGCAACAAGCGCUUCAUGCGUAGCGACCACCUCAGCAAGCACGUGAAGACGCACAGCGGCGGCGGCGGCGGCGGCUCUGCGGGAUCGGGCAGCGGUGGCAAGAAGGGAAGCGACACCGACAGCGAGCACAGCGCCGCAGGCAGUCCGCCCUGCCACUCCCCGGAGCUGCUGCAGCCCCCUGAGCCCGGGCACCGCAACGGCCUAGAGUGACACAGCUCGCCCCGCACCACUCUCCCACUUCCUCCCACUUGGGACCGCUUGGUCCUUGUCUGUCCUGGCCUCGACUCCAGCCUCUCUCCACUGCACCCUGCGCGCUCUCUUUCGCUCGCUCUCUUUCUGUGUGUCUUGUCUCUCUUUCCUCUGACUUAACUUUGUGAAGGGAUAUGGACAUGUAAGUAAUACGCAUCAAUAUCCCAGGCCCUGGCUUUCAAGUGCAGCUCGAACCUGUGCCCCUUCGCUUCCCUCCUCCAUUCCAGGUUGCCCUAACUUUUAGAAGGCAGCGGACGCUUAAGUUAGAUCUGGACGAAUGUAGUGCCUGGGAGACCUCGAGCUUCCGCGCUGGCGGGAACAACUAGGCUGAGCAAGCUUGAGUUGGAGAGGUGGCAAGGGUGAGGCAGGAGGCCGGGCAGGGAAUCUCAGCCAUGGCAGCGACUCGGUUCCAGAACCGCAGUUCUGGGCGUCUCUGCUAAAGAGGGCCCAGCUGGGCUGCUGCUCCCGCAGCGCGCCCGGCGCAGGUGGUCGAAGCUCGGUGGGGUGCGGGUCUGGCAGCACCUAGACCCAAGAGUUUGCAGAUUUUAGCUUUUCCAGCGUCAGCCCUGCCUCUUUCUCUUUGUUCCCUGAGGUGGAACCAAGGCAAGUUUCAGCAAAGGGUAGUCUUGGCGAAUCGCUGCAACAGCCUUCUUUAUUGUUUUUGUCAUUAAAAAAAAAUACUAUAAAAGUAAGGGGGAAGAAAGCAGCCUUCCUCUUUGUUUCACUUCUAGUUUUUUUCCCUUAUCAGUGAGCGCGUCUUUCUCUCAAAACUGUGCUAAUAAUUGAUCCCAAAGUUAUUUUGAUCACAUUAACUUAACUUAUGGGGUGGGGGUGGGGGUGAGGGUAGGUGUCUUUUUCUUAUGCAAAAAUAUCCCUUUUCCGGUGAGACCAGAUUAACUCUCUUCGUGUUUGUCCUUUUCUACCUCGUUUUCACCACUCCCGAGCAUAAUCUCCAUCUUUUUUUUUUUUUUGUUAGUCCAGCGGUCAAUUUGUAUAGUAUCCAUUCCUGUAAAUUCUUGCAAUUCCUUGAAGAUUUUAGGGUUAAACUUUUUUUGGUGUGAUUUAAACUUAUAAACAAGUGAAGAAGGUAUCACUUAUUUCAGAUGAGGCUGUAGGUUAAAUGCCAAAAGAGGGAAAUAGGAAAAAAAAAAAACCUUUGUAAAAUAUAUCUGAACCUAAUGGUUUGUACAACUGGAGAAUCGUUCUAGAUUAGUUACCAAUUAAAUAUAACUCCACCAUUGUAAGGGUGUGAGGUGCAGUUGUCCAAGAGACGAUUUUGUAUAGUAUUUUUUUCUUGUACAUUACUUCCAGUAAAUAUUUGAAAAUAUAUUGAAGUAAACUUGAUUUUUUUUUUGUCACAAGAAAAUAUUAAGAGUUAUUGUGGCAGUUCUCAUGAGCUGCAGGAUUUUUGAACUCACUUCUGGAGGUGCAGAGCCACAAACGCACUUUCGGGGCCUAGUUUUGCUCGAAUAUGAAUUUAGAUAGGUAUCAAACUGUAACUAAGACAAUAUUUGAUAAAUGUUGGAUGACAUUUAAUUUAAUGGAGCAUGUACUUAUUUGCAUUUGCUGGCAGUUCAGGCAUAGUUAAAGUGAGAGUUCUCCUAUAUUUCAUAAUAACUGGGUCUGCCAAAACCCAUGUAUUAAAUAAAUUGUCCAAGUGAAACUCGACUAACCUUGGCCUUUGUGUAUUUCCUGAAGGUAAUAUUGUUAACUGUUAAUAAACACUCCUGACACUACAUUUAAAUGUUUGCAGAUUCUGCAAACUAAUUGCUCAUUGUAAUGUUGAAAUAAUUUGGAUAUUUCACAUUGAAAUGAAAAGCCUUUCUCUGGAACAUUUUAGACUUGCAUUUUAAAUGCAUGAAAUGUAAUUGAUUUAUUUGUAAUAUUUUAAAUGGUAUUAAUAAACUCAUAAAAGACUAGGCCAGUUAAUUUGUAUUUUUUCCCCCUUUUUAAACUAUGGACAUAUGCAUUUUAUCUUCAGUUUAAAUGUCUAAUUUAAACAAAAUAUGACCCUGUUUUGUGGUAAUAUUUAAAUAAUUGCCUUUAAGAUAUUAGAUGGAAAGAUCUAUUUGGCAAAGCUGUGUUUUCUCUAUUUACCAAGAUAAAGAUUAUAGAGUCUAAGAAAUGUAAUUAAUUAUUUACCAGAUUUAGCUCAUAGCAUCAGGAUUUACUUACCUCUUAAAGUUUGUAGUAAGUCACCAGACAAUUCAGAAAAAAUUUUCCCUAUUCUUCUUCCUUGUAAGUCUCCAGAAGAAAUCAGCUUGUUGGCCAUUGAUUGCAUUUAGUAUUUAAAAGGCCAAGCCUUACAUUGGAAGAUCAAUACUUCUAAAAUAAAAACAUGGGUUUGGGGAUAACUUUUGUUGUUAGAAGGUGGAGGAGGUCAAGCUAACAAAAGCUUGUUUUUGGCAUUCCAUGUCUUAGCUAAAGAUUAUGUAGAGGUAAAUAUCAGUAGUAGGUUCCUGUUGAAAUGAGUUAUCUGUGCUUUUAAAGUCUCUAAACAGCCACCAAAGAAAAGGAAGGUUAAACCUUAAUCUAUUUACUAGGCUAUUGUUCAAAGGUGUCAAUGAUGCCAAUAAAAAAUAUUGUCUUGUUAUGUCUAAGUGCAUUUAAGCAAUGGGUGUUUCUUGAGCCAUACUUUGAAACAUAAAAUACUUUAAAUGUUGAUUGAUGUUAUAUCAAACUAUUUCACUAUUAGAUUAAUAUUAUUAUUUUGAAUCAAAUUGAAUAAAAAGUUAGUGUGUUCAGA